CGGAAGUGAGAGGUUUGUUUGCCACAGCCGCCUCCUUGUACGUUGCAGUCGGUCGUACACGGCUUCAUCAGUUUACGACGUAGGCCGAAUUUUGUACGUGACGCAGAACGCGUUGUCGUCAUGCUUCCCGCUACUGCGGUGUAUUAUUUCCCGUGGGAAGUCAAGCCUGGAGCGUUUCACGAUGGAGAGUCUGUGCGAACAUUUGGCAGACUCACCUGCUAUGAGCCGGAGAAGUCCCAGGCUUCACUCACAACUCAUCAUGCUUCCAAAGACCACCAUGUAGUCAUCCACACCUCCUUUGUGGAACCAUUUAAUCCCAUAAUUGGAGCCCAGUAUGUAGUUCUGGGUGAAAUACAAACAGCCGAAGGGGUUGACAUGAGGGUCUGUGCACGUGUGCUUAACUGCGUGGAUGGUGUAAACAUUGUCCUUCUGCAAAAAGCCAUCAAUGAGCAGAGGAGCUUCUUCCGGGAAAGGCAGUGCCAACUGGAGGGUGCUGCUGUGACUUGAUCUUGGACAUGCUCGUGGAUUGCUGACAAUGUUGACAUUUAAAUUAAACGACCGCGAAUACGAACUUGCUUGGUCGGUGAUGACUUCAUUGAUAUUCUGAAUUCCUGUCCACAAUACAGUGCAGGUCAUUUAACUCAAAGAAAAGAGUGCCUUUCAUUACAGUUUGCCACUGUGCGUUUCCUGUUUAUAUAAAGGUGUAAUACUGUU
Phyllopteryx taeniolatus (common seadragon) is the source of this 714-nucleotide messenger RNA. RefSeq names its product TEN1 subunit of CST complex (gene ten1). Gene Ontology annotation, molecular function: single-stranded DNA binding; telomeric repeat DNA binding; telomerase inhibitor activity. The coding region runs from base 121 to 507 and encodes 128 amino acids. Lineage: Eukaryota; Metazoa; Chordata; Actinopteri; Syngnathiformes; Syngnathidae. The record is from RefSeq and is a predicted model, not a curated record. Gene Ontology annotation, biological process: negative regulation of telomere maintenance via telomerase. The transcript is spliced from 3 exons. Gene Ontology annotation, cellular component: CST complex.